This is a messenger RNA of Olea europaea var. sylvestris, 586 nucleotides long. RefSeq names its product iron-sulfur cluster assembly protein 1-like. Gene Ontology annotation, cellular component: cytoplasm; mitochondrial matrix. Gene Ontology annotation, molecular function: 2 iron, 2 sulfur cluster binding; ferrous iron binding. The record is from RefSeq and is a predicted model, not a curated record. Lineage: Eukaryota; Viridiplantae; Streptophyta; Magnoliopsida; Lamiales; Oleaceae. The transcript has 2 exons. Gene Ontology annotation, biological process: intracellular iron ion homeostasis; iron-sulfur cluster assembly. Bases 16 to 348 code for a protein of 110 amino acids.
UGUAUACUCAGAGAAAUGGCUCACAAGUUUUUUUUUUUUUUAUCUAAACAGCAAAUUUCUUUGUUUAUGCCAUGUAUGCUCUUGUCAUUUGUUGGUUGCAAAGCAAUUUUGCUAACAAAGGUUUCAUUUUCAGCUACUGAAUGGGUGAAAGGGAAACAAAUGGAGGAAGUCCUUUCCAUUAAGAAUACGGAAAUUGCAAAGCAUCUUUCACUUCCACCAGUGAAACUGCACUGCAGCAUGCUUGCUGAAGAUGCAAUAAAGGCUGCUGUGAAAGAUUAUGAGACAAAGCGUGCAAAACCAAAUUCCAGCGAAGAGGCAGCACCUGUGGAGAAAGCUGCUGAUGCUUGAUGAUGUGUUUGUGAGGACUACCUAUAUGUGAGGUGUCAUAGAAUGUGAUUAAAUAAUGGAUUGAAGUGUACUUCCUUAAAGGCCUUUCUUUUUAUUUUCCUUUACUCUCUGCCUCCCUGUAAUGUUUUCAGGACAUAUGCAAGCGAAUGUAGAUACAGCCUUUUUUUUUUUUCUUUUGCUUUUUAAAUUGAAUGUUUACUCUUUGGGAUGAAUUUAUUCUAGCAUUACCUUUUUUUUU